Messenger RNA from Colletotrichum orchidophilum, 567 nucleotides. RefSeq names its product CFEM domain-containing protein. The transcript has 5 exons. Lineage: Eukaryota; Fungi; Ascomycota; Sordariomycetes; Glomerellales; Glomerellaceae. The record is from RefSeq and is a predicted model, not a curated record. Bases 1 to 567 code for a protein of 188 amino acids.
AUGCGGAUGGCAGUCAAGGCUGCAGGCGCCUCUGGAUGGGAAGCUGACGACUGGACGAUCCUGUUAGCCUAUGGUUUCCUUAUCGCUUUCGUGCCGAUGAUCGCGUAUGAGGGAAGGAAUGGCUCUGGUCAGAACAUGUGGUCUCUGUCAGCAGAUCAAAUCACCAGCUAUUUCAUCAUCCGCGGCCUGAAUAUGGAGUGGAAGAAGAAGUCUAGCCUGGUGUUCAUGUUCAGCCUAGGGCUUUUUCUCACUGCUGUCAGCUUAGCUAGGAUGGUACUCCUCAUCGACUACCAUCGAGGAUCAAACAAGUUCAUAGGCAAGUCUCUCUCACAUCAACAUCUGGCUAUUGGCAUUUACUUACACGCGCGGCUACCAGUGGACUCGCAGCCUAUUUCUACUUGGUCGCUCGUCGAGAUUGGUGUAGGUAUCUUCACGGCCUGUACGCCUAGUAUUCGACAGUUUUUCCGAGUCUUCAUCUUCAGACGCCAAGAUGGAAGGGUCAGUUUGCAUUCGCACAUCCAUGGCAGGAAUUCUGAGGGCGCCGUUGAGGAAGUCCACUCUUCAUAG